Molecule: messenger RNA, 600 nt
Organism: Aspergillus niger
Lineage: Eukaryota; Fungi; Ascomycota; Eurotiomycetes; Eurotiales; Aspergillaceae
Exons: 3
Coding region: 1-600 (199 amino acids)
Source: RefSeq, a predicted model, not a curated record
AUGGCACCCCACGGACUCCUCGGCGCAACCUUCGUCUGCGCGCGUAUCAUCCAGCUCUGCUCACUUGUCGCUAUCAUCGGGCUAACAGCCAACUUCAUCGCCGAGAUCGUCUCCAACGGCGCCACGCCCCCAGCAAUCUUCAUUGGAACUAUCACAGUGCUUCAUCACAACCAUCCUCUUCCUCGACAACAUCCUACACUUCCUAAUCUCAGCCAUCCUCGACACUCUCCUCCUCAUCGCCGUGAUCGUGGUGUCAGUCAUCAUCGGAAAGCCGCUAUCCUAUCUGCAAUGCAACAAGCUAAGCAGCGACGGUUCAAGCGGAUCAUCGGCGUAUACGUUCGCGACGCAUCUGAGCAGUUAUUUGGAGGAUCUGAGUGGCGGGACAGUCAAUUACACAGCUUGGAUUGGGGCGAGCGUUUGCGGGCUCGUGCUCUGGAGACAGAAGAAGGCGGCGGGUGUGGAGAAGUUGGAUGGGUAGAUGAUGCGCGAUAUGCUGAUGUUGAUGAUGCUGAAGACGACGAAGACGAUGGCGCUAAUAAUGCUGCUGACGGUGAUGAUAAUACUGAUGCUUUCAAUCCCCCAACCCCUCUUCUCCCCUAA